Messenger RNA from Cyclospora cayetanensis, 4167 nucleotides. RefSeq lists its product as uncharacterized. Bases 1 to 4167 code for a protein of 1388 amino acids. Gene Ontology annotation, cellular component: nucleus. The transcript has 21 exons. Gene Ontology annotation, biological process: regulation of transcription by RNA polymerase II. The record is from RefSeq and is a predicted model, not a curated record. NCBI's taxonomy places the organism in Eukaryota, Apicomplexa, Conoidasida, Eucoccidiorida, Eimeriidae. Gene Ontology annotation, molecular function: transcription cis-regulatory region binding.
AUGGAACCUUCUGGGGUUCCUCCUCUGCCUACAGUCGCAGAGUUCGAAGCUGUUGUCGCCGCUUUACAGAGCAGCAACAGCAGCACUAGAGAGCAGGCACAGCAGCUACUUCAAAGACUGCAGCAGCAGAGGGAAGACUGUGGAGAGUUGUGCCUCGCCAUCUUUGAAGCCACCAAUGACCCGUCAACGGCCACUGUUGCUGCUGUGCUCCUCCGCAGCGGAGCAUUAUGGCACUGGAAUGCGCGCCUUGCGGCGGCAGCAGCAUCGAAAAAGCGUCUUGCCGCUGCAGCAGCAGGAGAAGCAGCAGGAGCAGCAGCAAAUGCUGCCGCGGCGUCUGCUGCGUCCCUGGCGCAGUAUGUGUCGCGCAUGCAGCAGUUGAUGGCCAGCGUAGUGGCGCUGCUGCAACAGAGAGCAGUGGCAGGCAUGAAGGGGAGUGGGGAGCGUCAGCUGACUCAUUCCUUUUGCUGUUUGGCCAAGAAGGGCAUCGCAACGGACGCCUCUGCCUUCCUCUCAGCGAUGAAGGAAAUCCUUAGCAACGCUUCCGCCAAGGGCCCCAUGGAACCAAUUCCCCUGUUCUGGCUGUCGCUGUUGACGGAUGUAGCGCAGGAGAUGCAGCAACAGCAGCAGCACGGCAUGCAUCUUACGCUGCAGCAGCACGCAGCUUGCUGCCGUUCUUUCCAGCAGCAGCUUUUGUUGCCGUUGGUGCAGUUCGUGUUGCAGCGGCUGCAGCAUAUUCUAGACCAACAACAACCCCAGCAGUCAGGCAACGGAGAGAUCGCUGCCAUCUUAGCAGCAUUGGACGUAGCCUGUUCUUGGAGUUUUGGCCAUCUGUUGCUACGGCUCUCCAGUGUAGACGAACUCUCUCUGACGCCUCCAGCUGAAUGGAUUCCAGUCUUUUUCCCUGCUGCAGCAUCAGCAGCAGCUGCGGCAGCAAGUCAUCCUGCUGAUGCGGGCGGAGUUACAGCUGCUGUGCAGCCCCUGCCGCAGCAGGACGGGCUGUUUGUGCUAGUUUUGCGCUUGUACAAGUUGCUGCGUCUGUCCCAAGAACAGGAACCUGAGCUCUUCUCCACAAUUCGUUACGUGCUGCAGCGCGUUGCGAAAUUUAGGCCCAUUGCAAUGGCGGAUGCGCUGCUGGGAGGAGAUAAGGAAGGGGCGGAUGAACAGGGAAUUGCCUUCGCUGCCACCUGUCCUGCGUCACCCUUGCCCUUGAAGAAGAGCUAUUCUGGGCCGGUUGCAAGAUCUAAGAAACAGCGGAUCACAGUGCUUGUAUACGUGCCGCUUAUGCAGGUCCUCCUAGAUCUUUUGGAGUCGUCUGCAUUUUGUGAACAGCUCCCAGGGGCCCCUGCGGGCUCUCAGACUCCUCAAAAGACUCAUGGGGUGUCCGCUGAGAUUCUGCAACUAGAAGAGGUUCAAGAUCUUUGCGCAGCCCUUGCAAAUCUUGCAGACUGCCUGGAGGCCAUUCCUGAAAUUCUCUUUGAUCACUUGUCAUCCCGCGUCUCGCCUCUUUUCGCCAGGCUGGGACUUGGGCUGCUUGACGUUGCGGCGGGUUCCUCCCCAGGAGCAUCUCUGGCAGCGGAGGCUUUGGCAUUGUUGGUACGUGCAUGGAGCUCGUGGGUGUCUCGUCUGCUACUGGCUGCCGAUAACCAACUAAUGCCUGAGCCGCCGCACAUGCAGCAGCAGCAGCAAGCCAUGAAGCUCACUGAUGCCAUCUGGUGGCAAGCCUUCCGCGAAUCCUCCGGUCUUCUCGUCGAGGCCUUUGUGCAUAAGGGCCUGCAUGCAUGCAGUCAGCGCGAUGACGAAUGUGAGGGCGGGGACGCUGCUAAGAGGAAGGGAGUUUUGUUUCUUUUGCAUGGGGGAUCCCAGCUGCAUGAGUUUCUUAAAGCCCUGGCCCAGAUCGCCCUUGCUUGCCCUGCUAAGGCCCUUGCUGCUGCCACUGCGAAGCAGCUGCAGUUGCGGCAACAGCAGCAGCAGGUGAGGGAUGGAGCAGCAAUUUCUAUUGCGUCUGGGGGCAACCAGCAAGUGCAAACGCAAAUUGCGCUGCUCCAGCAGCUGCAUAAAGAGCAGCACUGGCUUCUACUGUACAUCCAGCUGCUCAUUGUAGCCCAUCAGGGCCCCGAGGCCCUCGCCAACCACCGCCUGGGCCCCCCCAAGCAGCUGCUACAGGAUGAGGCGGCACAAGAACACCUCCUUCGCCUGCUGGAUGCUGUCUUCUCAACGCUCGAUCUCGAAACAGCUGCUUUAAAAACAGCAGCAGCUGCUGCUGCCUCUGGUGCCACAGCAGUAGAUCAGCAGCAGCAAUUCCUGGUGCAGGCACACCAACAGAUGACGUCCCCCGUAGUGGUGGAGGUUGGACUUGGUGUCGUAUGCCUUGUGGCUAAGGCCUAUCUCUUCAGAGAGAGGCUUGGCAAGCCCCUACUAGCAGAUCUCCUACUACCAGAGGGUGGCCUGAAGGUCUUGAACGCAGGCGUUUCGCUUUCUGCUGACUGCCUCCUUGCUGCUCCUCAGCAUCCAGCCCUCAGUUUGGCUAGCGCCCGCACCCUUCGCGUGUUUGCUGACAGCCAUAAUCCCUGCUGCGCAUACCUGUGGGAGUCUGCCGCCUUUCAGGCGCUGCUGGACAGUUGCUGCAGCUGCUGUGCGGGGUUGCUACAGCCAUCGGCAGCGGGAGCACCCUCCAACAACGAAGCAGCAGGAAACAUGAGCAACGACAGCAGCGUCAAGCUAAGGCAGCUGUCCAGCAAGAGCUGCUCCUCCGUCUUCGCAGCCUUUGCAGCGGCUGCUGCUCCAUCAGAGCAGUUGUGGGGCCUCGCCAAGAGGCAUGUUGCCCAGCAGCAGCAGCAACAACAACAGCCACAGGAGCCCUACCACCGCAGUGGGACGAUGCUGAGUAACGAAGUUGCCACAACUCGCACUGCCGCUUUGCUGCAGCGGUGCAGCGUCGGGCUUGGCGUGCUGCAGGCAGCUGCAGCAAUAGCAGAAGGGAGCCAACCACUGCCGAUCCCAGCGAUCCGCUGGGUGCUGAGCAUGCUGGGAGGCCUCGCAUCAGGGGCCGGAAGAGAAGGCGCACGGCGGCUGCUGCAGUGGAUGGGCCCCACACUGCGGUGUGCCUUUGCGGUCACUCGCGCUGCGGCUUCCAACCCAGAGGCGCUCAUGGACGGACUGAAGUUUUCUCGUCGCGUGGCCGCCGCUGGAGCUGGCUGUUUAACCCAGGAAGAAGCGGAGGCGCUUUUGGCGGAGUACACGACGGUGCUUGCUGCUUUUUCUUCAAAACUAGAUCGUCAGAUGAGCCCUGACGAGGAAGAUGCGGCCAUAACAAAUGGAGAACAGAUCUUCAAACUGCUACGGCAACUUGCUGGAGAGAACAGGGGAAGUGCGCGUACGAAGUGGGUGGCGGGGUCCUUAAUUGAGUGCCUAAGGGCGCUACGCCCGCUGUGUGUAGCCUUAACACCCACUCAGCCCAAGGUUUUAAAUUCGUAUCUUUCAGUUGUUGGGGUUUUGCUGGAAGACGAUGUGGCCCUCGUCCUGCAGAACAUGACACCAGAGGACACGCAUGUCAUGAUGACUCUGGCCGAACGGGGGGCCCUCUCUGGGCAGGCGCGUUUGGCUAACGCGGCGUUGGAGGCGAUUCAUGUAGUUGCAAUGCAUGCAGCAGACAUACAGCUACAGCAAGGGCUGUACAGCCCAAACCUCGAAAGUGCGGAAGCGACGGAGGGGCUGUUUAAACUGAUGCCAGGGGCCGAUUCGCUGCAACAGGUGUACGUACACCUUGCGCAGCUUGCCACAGCGUUAUUGCAGAAGAUGCCCAGCGAACAGAUGACGGCUGCGGAACAGGAUAUAAUGGGUGCAUGUCUUUUUGUUGCACUCUUCUGCAUCGGCGUGAGAGCCUACGCCCUCAGGCAUCUGCUACGCUCGUUUGCCGUGAACUUUGCAGCUCAAGGUGUGGGGAGCUGGACUGGGGGAUGCUCAGCGGAGUCGCUGCAGCAACGGCUCGAGGAGCUACAGGCAGCUGUUUUAGAGGCAGUGCGAGAGGCUCUACCCAAGAAUUUAUCAGAGCAGGGACCCCUUCCCCGCUUUAAGCAGCAAUACUUCCACAAAAGAGAAGACGCCUUUAAACAUGAGCUUGCCAACUUUGUUGCAGAGUUCGCCACGUUUGGGCGUUUCAGGCCGUAG